This is a messenger RNA of Dromiciops gliroides (monito del monte), 1080 nucleotides long. RefSeq names its product mortality factor 4-like protein 1. Gene Ontology annotation, cellular component: NuA4 histone acetyltransferase complex; nucleus. Gene Ontology annotation, biological process: regulation of DNA-templated transcription; chromatin organization. Bases 1 to 1080 code for a protein of 359 amino acids. The record is from RefSeq and is a predicted model, not a curated record. The transcript is spliced from 2 exons. NCBI's taxonomy places the organism in Eukaryota, Metazoa, Chordata, Mammalia, Microbiotheria, Microbiotheriidae.
AUGGCUUGUUCCAAGCAUGCCAGUGAGAAAGUGCGGGCCCUGCCCAAGAUUCGGGAGGGGGAGCGGGUGCUCACUUUCCACGGGCCCAUUCUGCGGGAGGCCGAAUGUGUCCAGGUGGCAGUACAAGACCAGCAGGUCAAGUACCUAGUGCGUUACCGGUCUGAGGGCGGGAUGGAGAUGAGUGGGGCUUUUCAGGGUGCCGGGGCCUUUGUCAGUGCCCCCACUAGUAGCUUGGGAGGGGCUAGCAGCAGUGGCGUGGGUGCCGGGGAGGGCGCAGGGCCUAGUGCCAGUGCCAGGCUUAGUGAGCAUCUCAGUCCCAUAGCCUGCUGGGACUACGAGUGGAUCCCCGAGAGCCGCGUGCUCCGCUACUGUAGCGUCAGUGAGAAGGAUAGUGAUAGCGAUAGCGAUAGCGAUAGCGAUGGCAAUGGUUCGGCCACCACCUCGUCUGGGACCUCCGGCCAAGCCGCUGAUGUGGGGGAGGGCAGCAGCCACGGGAAGGGAGGUGGUGUGGUGCAGCUCCCACUCAUGCGCCAGGGCCCCGGGGCCCCCGAAAGGAGAUUUCUGCAAAGGCGGGAAGUCAAGGUGACCCUGCCAGAUGCCCUCAAGUCCCUGCUCGUUAAAGACUGGGAGCUGGUGACCAAUGGCAAAAAGCUUUUUACCCUGCCAGCCAAGAAGAGCGUUGAUGCCAUUCUAGCUGAGUAUGUGGCUUCCCAGCAAAAUUGUGAGGCCCUCAACAAACGGUACACUGUCCACGAGCUGAUGGCGGGAAUCAAAGAGUAUUUCAAUGUGAUGCUGGGCACUCAGCUGCUCUACAAAUUCGAGAGGCCCCAGUACAGGGAGCUCCUGGCCAGUCACCCCAAUGUCUGCAUGUCCCAGAUCUAUGGGGGAGCCCAUCUGCUGCGCCUUUUCGUGCAGCUCGGCUCCGUGCUGGCCUACACGGCCCUGGAUGAUAGCAGCCUCAGUCUGCUCCUGGGUCACUUGCAAGAUUUCCUGAAAUACUUGGCUUGCAACCCCUCUGUGCUGUUCACUGCUGCAGACUACCAGGUGGCGUCUGCUGAAUACCAGCAGAGGGCUGAGUGA